CACGUUGCAUCGUGUAAUUGGUAACAAUUAGGGUUUGUGUAGAACUGGUUGUAUCUGAUCUCGUACACCUCCUUCACUAACCUCUCUCUGCUGAUUAUCGUAUUACUAUGGGCAACCACUAUUCAUUCCUACCUAAUCCAUUAAACAAACGCGAGCGAGAAAGCGAAAAGAAAAUGAAAAUAUCAGAGAAAACCUGAGAAAGUGAAGGAAAACGAGAGAAAACUAGAGAGGAGAACCGUGAACGUAUUUAUUUACAAUUAUUUAUCCAUGUAGGCGAGCUUGGUUAUCACCUCAGAUCUUGCCGGAUUAUCUCUGCCGGAUUCAAGUCGUCGAUCUGCUGAGGCAGGACUCGCGUACGCUGUGUGGACUCAUUGGAGUAGGUCGGCGACGUGGUCAAUACUCAAUUGACAAUGCUCCGCAUUCUCUGCGACUUGUUUGUUUGAUUGAGCGGGCAGUGGUAAUUUCAAAUGUUAAUCUGCAAAAAAUGUCGGCGUCUUUAGCGGCUUCCUUCGAGCGGCCACGACCAGGAGCUUCUAACACGGUCUUCAAGAGUGGCCCACUUUUCAUAUCUUCAAAAGGAUUAGGAUGGAAGUCUUGGAAGAAGCGGUGGUUUAUCCUCACACGAACUUCCUUGGUUUUCUUUAAAAAUGAUCCCAGUGCACUACCACAAAAAGGUGGUGAGGUAAACCUGACUUUGGGGGGAAUUGACUUGAACAAUUCUGGGAGUGUUGUCGUUAGAGAGGAUAAAAAAUUGUUGACUGUAUUGUUUCCUGAUGGACGUGAUGGCCGAGCAUUUACACUUAAGGCUGAGACAUCAGAGGAUUUGUAUGAGUGGAAAUCUGCCUUGGAAAAUGCCCUUGCACAAGCACCAAAUGCAGCCCUUGUUAUGGGACACAAUGGAAUUUUUCGAAGUGACACAAGUGACUCUAUUGAAGGGUCUUUCCAUCAAUGGAGGGAUAAGCGGCCAGUCAAAUCCUUAGUCGUUGGCAGGCCAAUUUUGCUUGCCCUUGAAGACAUUGAUGGAGGUCCAUCAUUUCUUGAGAAAGCCCUUCGAUUCCUUGAGAACUUCGGAACUAAAGUUGAAGGAAUUUUACGGCAGUCUGCAGAUGUGGAGGUAGUGGAGCGUAGAGUUCAUGAUUAUGAGCAAGGCAGGACUGAAUUUGAAUCUGAUGAAGAUGCUCAUGUCGUUGGUGACUGUGUCAAGCAUGUUCUUAGGGAGCUACCAUCAUCACCAGUUCCAGCAUCUUGCUGUACUGCUUUACUAGAUGCUUAUAAAAUUGAUCGGAAAGAAGCACGGAUUAAUGCAAUCCGCUCUGCUAUAUUGGAUACAUUUCCUGAACCUAACCGUCGUUUAUUACAGAGAAUUCUGAAGAUGAUGCAUACAGUCUCUUCUCAAGCUCAUGAGAAUCAAAUGACUGCAUCUGCUGUGGCUACUUGCAUGGCACCCUUGCUCUUACGUCCUCUGUUAGCUGGUGAAUGUGAGUUGGAGGAUGACUACGAUGUUAAUGGUGAUGAUUCUGCCCAGCUUCUUGCUGCUGCUAAUGCUGCUAACAAUGCUCAAGCCAUUGUCACAACUCUUUUGGAGGAAUAUGAGAAUAUUUUUGAUGAUGAAAAUCUACAAAGAUGUUCUAUUUCAGCUGAUUCUCGGAUUGCAAUCAGUGGUAGUGAAGAUUCAACUGAUGACGAGAAUCUUGAUAUGAAAGAUAAUGGCUUCCAUGAUGCAGAAAAUGAAGUUGAUCAAGAUACAGAUGACGACCUGGGCCGUGUAUUCAGCGGAAAAUUGAGUGAGAGCAGUGGUUAUGCUGGCAGUGAUCUUUAUGACUAUAAGGCCUUUGAGGGUAAUGAUUCAGAUGUUGGAUCACCUAAAGACAAUAAUGCUCGAGCUGCGAGUUCAAGUUUGCCUGUUGAUCCUGUACAGAUGAAAGACUCUAAUGUUCAACUGUUAGAGCAACAAGGUAAACUAGAUAAAGGAGAGCAACAAGGUAAACUAGAUAAAGGAAAUGAAAAUUCGAUAAAUGAGACAGACAUAUCAAGUGUUUUACCGGGUGGAGAAUCUUACCAAUCAAUGGGGGAGAUUCUAGCGUUAAUGGAUCCUGGGCAUCCUACACCUGUUUCUGGACUAGAGUCAUCUACAGAGAAGCCAGCGGGAAAAGUUACGGUCUCCAAUCUAAAUCCUAAGCGAUCAACAUUUUGGGGAAGGAACAGCGCUAGGAAGACACCCUCGGUGGAAUCAGUUGGUUCAUCUGGAGAAGAAGAGCUAGCUAUUCAGAGGCUUGAAAUCACAAAGAAUGACUUGAGGCAUAGGAUCGCAAAGGAGGCUCGGGGAAAUGCAAUUUUGCAAGCUAGCUUGGAGAGAAGAAAGCAAGCCUUGCAUGAGCGUCGCUUGGCACUUGAACAAGAUGUAUCCAGACUGCAAGAGCAGCUGCAAGCCGAAAGAGAUCUUAGAGCUGCCUUAGAAGUUGGGUUGAGCAUGUCUUCUGGACAAUUUUCCAGUUCACGCAGCAUGGAUUCUAAAACAAGGGCUGAGCUUGAGGAGAUUGCUCUUGCCGAAGCAGACAUUGCCAGGUUGAAGCAGAAAGUUGCUGAGCUCCACCAUCAACUUAAUCAGCAAAGACAGCAUCACUAUGGUUCCCUCUCUGAGUCAUCUGACCGAUACCAGCAUGUUCAAAAUCCUACUUCUCACCAGAGGUUUCUUCAGCAAGAUUUUGAUGCGACCCUUGCUUUUGUUAAUCAUGAAAGAAAACAAAGAACUGAGCUGUUGCAGGAGAGUUUGUCGGGAGCAGACUGGAGGAAUGUCAAAGGACAAGGAUUGGCAAAUGGUGGCAGUAACAGGCAAUCUUCUCGGAAGCAAUUUACUGAUUCAACGAGCGUGGCUGACCCCAAAUUUGCUGAGACAUCUGUAAACAUGUCAGUAGAUGAGCUUUAUGGCGUUGAUUCUGCCUCUGCUCCCUCCACUUCAAGAGCAGUAGAGGUGUUGGAUUACCCUCGACAUCCACCAGCCACUUCUUCUGCUUUGGUAGAAUUAACAACUCGUCUAGAUUUCUUCAAGGAAAGGCGUUCUCAGCUCAUGGAACAACUCCACAACCUUGACUUAAACUAUGGCACUGCAUCUCAGGAUUUCAUCUACAGACCGUCAUCCCCUCCAUGGAACUGAGACACUAGAUGAUAUGCUCACCCAAUGAGUUGGAAAGGAAGGAUUUGUUUCUUUUGUUGUAUAGCUCUGAAUCCCUCGUACCCUCCCUCGCCUUUUUGAUAUUAUUCUAAUUUAAUUGAGCUCCAUUUCUGUUUAGAAGGUGAUUUGAUUUAGUUGAUGGAAGUCUCUUCCAGUGAAAUAUUUUCUCUGAAACCUUGCUUAUUUCUUCCUCUUGCUAGACAUAGUAAACAGAGAAACAUGUGAUUAGUUUUGUGUCAAUAGUAGGUGAGAUGUGUAUUGAAUGGCUAGAAAUAUAUACACUUUUUUAGCAGCCUGUAUAAUCACUUGGGACUGUUCUUUCUAUAUGCAUGAGAAUGAAAUGCUUUAAGCUGUUA
Tripterygium wilfordii is the source of this 3528-nucleotide messenger RNA. RefSeq names its product rho GTPase-activating protein 7-like. The record is from RefSeq and is a predicted model, not a curated record. NCBI's taxonomy places the organism in Eukaryota, Viridiplantae, Streptophyta, Magnoliopsida, Celastrales, Celastraceae. Bases 485 to 3154 code for a protein of 889 amino acids. The transcript is spliced from 23 exons. Gene Ontology annotation, biological process: signal transduction.